CAGAAUCAAGAUCUUUUAUUUAAUUGGUUGACAGGUCAGGACGGUCAGCACAGCUGAUCCAAUGUAGCAAUCGGUCUGCAUUGUUUUCACCAUUUAGCUGCUAAACAAAACAAAACUUUGCUAUCAGCAGUCACGACCGGGCUAAAAUGGGUGCGGCUUGUUGAGGUGGAGAAAUGAAAUCGAAACCAACAUACUUGAGGUGAGCUUCAAAAGUUUCUCACCGAGUUUAGAGGUUAUUUCUUCAGGCUAAAAUUUCUAACACAUCACCGGCUUUCCAGCUGCUUUUUAUUCAGGUGAAGGAGGCGACCCAGAGGUGCUGAGGAGAGAUGUCUGCAGCAAGGAAGGAACUGCAGGAGGCCUUGGGCCGCUACACCUCAGAUACCCUCACCUGCAUCCACACAGUGCGAGGAUUCUCUGAGAUGUUCUCUAAAUGGAUGGUGUGGAGGGAGACCGAGUUGGAGAUGAUGACAGACAUCAAAACCAGGGCUGAUAAAAUCAAAAAUCAAGCUUUUUUUGAAUAUGUGAAGAACAUGUUCAGCAAGGCAAGCGCAGAGAGCAGGCGUGCAGAGCUGCAGAACGAGCUGGAUGAAGUGUUGAACGACACUCUGGAAGGUCUGGAAGAGCUCGACUGCUUCCUGGAGGCAGUGGAGAAGCUGGCCGUCACCUCGCUGCACGUGUUCACGGAAAACCGGGUGUUACACCUGCCCGAGGAGAUCAGCCUUGAUUAUGUUCAGGCCGUCAUCACCGCUGCACGACUCACCUGUCCUCUCCUCCUGGAGUUUAAACGAGAUGCAAGCGUUUUCUUCCUUCCCAAGCUUCAGAAUGUGGAGGUGUUGGCUUACCAGCUGGACAGAUACAUACAGAAGUCCAAGAGCAUCUGUGAGAAGAUGGAGAAAAGCUGCUUCAGUGACUUUUCUCUGAUGAUGACGGAGGAAUCUGUGAUUGAGCUCAGUGAGGAUUUGUCUGAAGAUGACAUACAGAGGAUGCUCGAUCAAAUUAAUCAGCUUCAUGAUAUCAGGGAGGACCUGAACUUCCGGAUGGUGUUCUUGUUUCAGGAGGAAUCGUGUGACUGCUUCAUCAAAGAGUUCAAUGAGCGACAGCCCAGGAUGCUUGACUUUCUAAACGAGCUGGAGGAGAAUGCUGUUCAGCUGGACAAGAUGAAUAAAGGGGCAAAAAUCUCCAGUGUAGCAGGCAGCUCAGUGGGGGCAGUAGGAGGUGUGCUCUCCAUUGUUGGUUUGGCAUUAAUGCCGGUCACAGCAGGAGUGUCUCUGGGUCUGACGAUGGCUGGUGUAGGGCUGGGAGUCACCAGCGGAGUCAACAGCAUCGUCACCACCGCCACAGAGGUCGGCGUUAAUCGUACACAUCAGAAGAAAGCUGGGGAAAUCUUCCAAAGCUUCAUGGAGGAUGUGACAAAACUCCAGGAUUGUCUAGAGGAGGUGACCAGACAGGCAGUGUCCAAAAUGGAGGCAAAUACCACCAGCAUGGCUGUGGGAAUAAGCAAGCUCAUUUGUAAAGCUGGUACCGUUGGGAAAAGCAUUGAUUCCUUAGUCGAUCUGGCUUCUGCUGCAAAGCUGUUAAAAAAUGAAGAGAUCAUCGCAACUGCAGGUAAAGUUGUGGCUCAGGAAGGAGGAGCAUUACGCAACAUACCCAGGGUGGCCUCAGAUAUCCCCGAUGUUGGUCAGGCAGCAGCUAAAGGGACUCUUGUUGUUUCCAAGUCAGCCAGAGCUGGUUUUAUCGCACUCAAUGCUCUGUUCCUCGGUAUGGAUAUCUUCUUCAUCUGUAAGGACAGCAUCAGUCUGUCCAGAGGAAGCGAGACUGAGGCCUCACAGUUCAUCAGAGCCAGAGCUGCACUCUGGAGCUCAGAGAUCAACUCAUGGAAAAAGAUUCAUAACUCUCUGAAAGAAGGCCUGCAGAGAUCAGGGAAAAAAGAAGCUGUCCUGGAGACGCCAUUUUAUCUGGAGCAGAUUUAAACGCGUUGUCCAGUUUCCAUCUCAUGAACUAAUCUGAAUGGAAAAAAUCUUUGUUGCUCUUUAUUUUGCUUAGAUGUAAAUUGACUGAUUUUGAGUAUGUAAACUACUUUUUUAAAGAUUUUUUUCUAAAGAUUUCUUGUCUGAAUAAGCAACAUUUUAUUCAUUCAGCUUUAUCACAAAUAAUCAUGGUCGUUCUUCACCUGGAAAACAAGACAAGUGGGAUUAAUAUGAUCAUUGAUGAGGUGUUACAUGUAGAAAAAAGUCAUGCAGAAUAAAUUCUAUAAUGGUUUGUAUUUAUACAGCGCUUUACUGUACCUGGAGUGGUUUAUUUGUUCCUUAAUUCGUGGUCAGAUUACAGGGUCACUUACAUUUAUCACUUGUUCUGUCAGGUUUAAAAAAAAUGCUUUAUUUUAUGUUGAUCAUAAGUUUUUGUAAUAUGCUUGAACUAAACACUGUAUUUCACCUUAUUUGUCUUUAUUUUGCACUUUGAUGCUGUGGAUCAGUAACAGUUUAAAGGAAAUGUGUUUAAAAAUUACAAUAAAAUUUUUAUCACUAAUGUGA
Messenger RNA from Melanotaenia boesemani (Boeseman's rainbowfish), 2531 nucleotides. It is a transcript of the gene apol, whose product is annotated as apolipoprotein L. Gene Ontology annotation, biological process: lipid transport; lipoprotein metabolic process. The coding region runs from base 327 to 1970 and encodes 547 amino acids. Gene Ontology annotation, molecular function: lipid binding. The transcript has 4 exons. Gene Ontology annotation, cellular component: membrane; extracellular region. The record is from RefSeq and is a predicted model, not a curated record. NCBI's taxonomy places the organism in Eukaryota, Metazoa, Chordata, Actinopteri, Atheriniformes, Melanotaeniidae.